AUGCCGUCUUCUGGGAUUCCCUCUCCGGGAUGCCGUCUUCUGGGAUUCCCUCUCCGGGAGGCCGUCUUCUUGGAUACCCUCUCCGGGAUUCCGUCUUCUGGGAUACCCUCUCCGGGAGGCCGUCUUCUGGGAUACCCUCUCCGGGAGGCCGUCUUCUGGGAUACCCUCUCCGGGAGGCCGUCUUCUGGGAUUCCCUCUCCGGGAGGCCGUCUUCUGGGAUACCCUCUCCGGGAUUCCGUCUUCUUGGAUACCCUCUCCGGGAUUCCGUCUUCUUGGAUACCCUCUCCGGGAUUCCGUCUUCUGGGAUACCCUCUCCGGGAGGCCGUCUUCUGGGAUUCCCUCUCCGGGAGGCCGUCUUCUGGGAUACCCUCUCCGGGAUUCCGUCUUCUUGGAUACCCUCUCCGGGAGGCCGUCUUCUGGGAUACCCUCUCCGGGAUUCCGUCUUCUUGGAUACCCUCUCCGGGAUGCCGUCUUCUGGGAUUCCAGAGGUCCAAGCUGCUGGACUAUCUGUCUCAGUCCUGCUUCUCAGUCUGCUGGAGGAGAAAGUCUACAGCGGCAUCCCCAGACGAGGACCUCUUGGCAUAUUCGUUCCGUCCGCCGCCGAGCCCCCCGUUGAACUUUUACGAAGACAUUGAUGACACAGUUAAUGGGGGUGACAUCAUGACUAAUGACUGUGACCUCACAGUCGCCGAAGAAACGGAAUGGUCCAAGCCCCUCCCCCUGCCGACACCAGAGGAGAAGAUGAGGCAGCAGGCGCAGGCCAUUGCCGCUGACAUAGUACCCAUCAACAUCACUGGUGAAAGUUUUGAGCGUCAGGCCAGUUUCCGGCGAGCGUUAGCCAACACAGACACUCUGAUCCGUCAUCCCCGGAACAAACUCACACGCCGCAAGACCAUCACCGGAAUACCUGAUGACAUCACCAGAGAUCUGGAACAUGAAGCUGAUGAAGAGCCAGGGUGUAGUAGAACAGUGGUUCAGCCUGGUCAGGACUCUACUUUGGGCCGGAUCGGCAUUGUCAACACAGCCCUGCUACAGAGCACUAUCAUGAGGCGCUCACACACCCAGUCACACACGCCCUCACAUGCCCCAGAGAUUCACCCUCACCCUAGCCUCACCCUCACCCCCUCAUCUUCCAUGGGCAGUGUCUCGCUGGUGGGUGAAGAUGGAGGGGAGGGCUUCCACAGCCUCCCUUGUGAGGACACCUUGUCCUCUGUGAGCAGCUGCCUCACCACCCCCUACAGGACAUUCUGCGACACUGCACCCUGCUCUAUGACCGACUGCAGCUCUCUCUGCUCCUGGGACGCAGACACCGCCGGACACUCCCCCUUGCAGUGGCUCAAGUCCCACAGCCACGGCUGCAUUUCUGCCGACUACGCCACCGGCAACAACUGCUGUCCCCACGGUAACCAAGACCACCACGGUCUCCAUAGCAACAGCUGUAACUUGUCACACAGUAUCUCGCUGAGGAAGUUCAAGAGGCCCCCCGUUCCCCCUACCCGUUCCACAUCGCUACGGCGUAAACCUGCUCGGGGAAAACCGCUGCGCUACAACUUCAACAACCCUAGCAAACCUGGAGAUAGAGAGGAGGUGGUGGUGACGGUACAGAGGAGUCUCCAGACCCCCAGUCCUGCUCCCGUUUCCCCUCUGGUCUCCCCUGUUGUGUUUGAGGUGUUCGAGGAUCCUUGGGUCCCCCGCUGUCGCAGCUUCAGCAGUCUGAGCAGGGGGGAAAGGGGGGCUGCUGAUACAGCCAGCCAGAUCAACCAGGUCCCUCACUUCCACAGCUUCCACCAACAGGACAAUGCAGCUCAGGACCAGGACUACCCUUCCAGCCUCAAGCAGCCUCACCACUCUGCGCCCCGCUCAGCCAGUACUGGAGGGCUGAGCCUGCCUAUGGGACCUAAAAUGACCGCCGCUUUUCCUAACAUGGCCGCCUCUGCAGGGAGACUGCAGCGUCUGGCUUCCAACUCCAACGGACACUCCAGCCAGUGCAACACCCCAACCUCCUCCUCACCCCAAACCACCUCCUCACCCCUCACUUCCUCCUCCCUGCCCCUCACCUCCUCCCUUCCCAGGACAUGUUCUACCCCUGGCAGAGGAGGGCCCAAACCCCCCAUCCCAGAGAGAAACCAUCCUCCUCCCCCUCCUCCCCCUCCCCCACCUCCGCCACCUCCUCCCCCUUACACCCACACCCCUACACCACCUUCCCCUCUCCAGAGCACCUCCAGAGUGAGUCCAGGACGGCCCCCCUGUCCCCUGAUCACAACCCAAGCCCUGCAGAGAGUCACCCUGCGCUCUGUCAAGAGGCCACAAGAGCUAGCCCCACAGGAGCUAACUAGCAUUAUGCUAACAAACCCUACAUCAGCUAAUGUCGAACAGAGCCAAGAUCGCAAUUAUGCUACACUAACUAGCAUGAUGCUAACCAACGCAACCCCAGCUAAUGAUGUUCGGCAGAGCCCAGAGAGCACCGAUGCUAAGCUAACUAGCAUUACGCUAACCAACGCUAUGUCAACUAAUGAUGCCCAGCAGAUCACAGAGAGCAUUGUUGCUAAGCUAAAUGACAUCACGCUAACCUGCGCCCGGGAGGGAGUGGAGGGGAUGGAUGCCACACUAACCAGCACUGUGUUAGAGAGUGUGGAGAGGAUCAAUGCUAUGCUUACUGAGGCUGAAGAAAGACAGACCACUGGCGUUCAUAAAAUGGCUGCCAAUUCAACUGGCACACUGACAGCAUAUUUCCAAAAGAGACUUGAAACCAAUGAUGCUAUGCUAAAGACGGUCACAAAGACACCGUCAGAGUCUGUCCCUCCCUGCGCCACACCGACCACUACUCAGCACACUGACAGAACCAGACAGUCUGUCCCUCCCUGCUCCACACCGACCACUACUCAGCACACUGACAGAACCAGACAGUCUGUCCCUCCCUGCUCCACACCGACCACUACUCAGCACACUGACAGAACCAGACAGUCUGUCCCUCCCUGCUCCACACCGAACACUACUCAGCACACUGACAGAACCAGUCAGUCUGUCCCUCCCUGCUCCACACCGACCACUACUCAGCACACUAACAGAACCAGACAGUCUGUCCCUCCCUGCUUCACACCGACCACUACUCAGCACACUGACAGAACCAGACAGUCUGUCCCUCCCUGCUCCACACCGACCACUACUCAGCACACUGACAGAACCAGAGAGGCUGUUGGAACAGAAGAAGCCCUCAGUCCCUCAACAACCUCACAGACUCCUAGACUACCAGAGAACCCUAGAACUCCAGAGGCUAUAAUGAUAGAGAAGCCCAGAACACUGGAGAAGCCCAGAACACUGGAGAAGCCUAGAACACUGGAGAGGCCUAGAACCCCAAAAAAGCCUAAAGUGGUUGGUCUCUCUAGGCCACUGAGAGCAGUGGAACCAGCGUUACAGAACGGAGAACACACGCCUCGAAAGGAGACCACACCCUGCCUCACCAAUGGCCAUCUAGAGCACUCAGCGUGUGCAAACACACUCACACACUCCCCUGCUACCCCCUCGUCCAUCCCCCGCAAAGAGAAGCCUCCCAUUGCCCUAAAGAACCCUAAACUAUCCCUACUGAGGACACACCAGAAAGACACACCAACCCCACCACCCGUACUCACAGGUACACCUCCACAGCCCUUUGUCCCAGAGACACCACCCUUUCUGGGGAUAAAAUUGGCACAGACAGAGUCCCAGACAGAGUCCCAGCCAAAGCCUGAAUUCCCUUUCCUGAAACGCUACCAGUCAGAAUACUAUGUAGUGGAGUUACCACCAAGGCCCUGUCCUUCAGCACCCUGUGUACCACAGUUACUACCAAGGCCCUCUCCUCCAACACCCUGUGUACAAAAGUUACCAACAAAAACUUGUCCUCCAGCAUCCCGUGUAGCAGAGUUACCACCAAGGCCCUCUCCUCCAGCACCCUGUGUACCAGAGCCACAGCAGGAGUCCUGUCCACUGGAGAUGGAGACAUACACAGAGACAGAAGCAGAGACAAAGGUAGAGUGUGGCUCUGUUCCAUACACAGAGUUCGGGAGAUCAGAAGAUAAGGAAGAGAAGGAGGAGAGAGAGAAUGUGCACAUCACACUGAUGCUGGGGAGGAGAGAGGAGGAAGACAGACAGAGGGGAGCCAUUGAGGAGGACAGCAGAGAUUCUGGAAGUUUCUCUCCGGAAGAGAACAAAGACGCCCUUAGCAGUGCACUGUCAACUGAAGAGGGGGAACUGGAGGAGGAGAGGAUGGAAUGGGAGAAGAGGGAAGAGAGGCGCUGUCUGGAGACAGACGGGGCCAGCAGCUCCACAGGAUCCCUGAGCUCCAGAGAGGACAACGGUGAGGUGUUUGAAAUUUCUUCAGCGGAGGAGAUGGUGACACCAGCAAGACCGCGGACUGCUGAGGACCUGUUUGCUGCCAUACACAGGUCUAAGAGGAAAGUUCUGGGUCGCAGGAACUCUGGGGUAGAGCAAUGCAGUGUCUUCUACUUCUCCUCUUCUUCCUCCUCCUCUUCCUCUCCUCCAUUGACCCCUACAGGCCCUAGCCACACCCCUCUGCGACCUCUAGAGGUGAUAGCGUCCACUAGGGUGAGAGCAGGGGUCAGCAGCAGCAGUGACAGCUUCAAGGCUCUGCUCCUGAGGAAGGGAAGUCGCGGCGACCCCGCAGCUCACAUGUCUGCAGCUGAGAGACUCCGCAGUACCGCCCCAAAACACCAGUCCGCCACCACAUAGCCAGAGCCAAUCAGACACACACCUGCAGUUGGGAGUGAAGUCACACACCCACACACCUCAUCCCUCUCCACACACGCACACAGUCCAAGUCCAGCUCCCAUCUUCAGACGUACCCCAGAUUCAGUACAGACAGAGACACAUGACGAAGGAAGAGUGGCCAAUCACUGAGCGCCUGUUCCCUCUCUCCUUCUCGUCCUCCCCCACGUGCUACUCCUCCCCCUCUCUCUGGGGGUGGCAACCCCCCCCACUCCCCCUUGCUCAGCCAGCUGACGUUUUGCUGCCCGCAGCCGACUACCUAGCAGCCCAAUGACUGCCAUCUCGGAACAAGAGGGGGAGGGGGAUGGCGAAUGACUGGAGAGCGAGGGGUUAGCCGAGACCAUCGAAUUGGCCCACGAUUCAUACAAUACUUUUGGAUUGGUCAAGCUUUCUGACGGAUAGGCUGAGGCUACCAACGGCAGCCUUGAUUGGCAGGAGAGCAGGAAUAUGGAGAGACACGAGGCCCUGUUCUCCCCUUUCUCUCUCCCUGGAGGGCAACGGAUAGAGCACCAGACAGGGGACUCACUGUCCUGCUCAUACCCAGGACAGAGGCUCCCGUCUGGGGCCAAGGGACUUUAUAUGAAUCCUGCACAUGGGGGAAACUGAUUGGAAGUCAACUGAAACAUACUGGUCUCCAGAUUGGCUGUUGUUAUAGGAUGGUUGUCUCUGUGAAUAGAUUACAGGAGAGCGUACAUGUUGUUGUUAUAGGAUGGUUGUCUCUGUGAAUAGAUUACAGGAGAGCUUACAUGUUGUUGUUUACUGAUGUGUCGCUUGAGUCCUCUGUCUAGUUUUAGUAUGUAGCGGUAUACAGUUUGAGAUUUAAUGUUAAAUACUUCUUCUGGCUGCAAGCCUGACGUCGGUACACAUAUGACAACAGCCAGCUCAAGU
Messenger RNA from Salvelinus fontinalis (brook trout), 5649 nucleotides. Its product is annotated as NHS-like protein 1. The record is from RefSeq and is a predicted model, not a curated record. NCBI's taxonomy places the organism in Eukaryota, Metazoa, Chordata, Actinopteri, Salmoniformes, Salmonidae. Gene Ontology annotation, biological process: cell differentiation.